Messenger RNA from Habropoda laboriosa, 951 nucleotides. RefSeq names its product adapter molecule Crk (gene Crk). The record is from RefSeq and is a predicted model, not a curated record. The transcript is spliced from 3 exons. Gene Ontology annotation, molecular function: protein binding. Lineage: Eukaryota; Metazoa; Arthropoda; Insecta; Hymenoptera; Apidae. The coding region runs from base 15 to 878 and encodes 287 amino acids.
UUACUUGCAAAACAAUGGCUGCUACUUUCGAUCAAUAUGACAAGUCCAGUUGGUAUUUUGGUGCAAUGUCACGUCAAGAUGCCUCGGAUUUACUCAUGGGUGAAAAAGAAGGUGGCGUAUUUUUAGUACGUGACAGCACAUCAAUACAUGGGGACUUUGUUCUAUGUGUACGAGAAGACAGCAAGGUUAGCCAUUAUAUUAUAAAUAAAAUUCAGCAGGGUGAUCAAAUACGUUAUCGGAUUGGAGAUCAAACGUUUCCUGAUAUUCCCAACCUUUUGGCUUUUUACAAAUUACAUUAUUUGGACACAACGCCACUGAUCAGGCCUGCACCCAAAAAGACACAGAGGGUAAUAGCAAAAUACGAUUUUGAAGGCAAUGAUCCAGAUGAUUUACCUUUUAGGAAAGGAGAAAUUCUUACAAUUAUAUCAAAAGAUGAAGAACAGUGGUGGACUGCUAGAAAUAGUCUUGGUCAAACUGGUUCAGUUCCAGUUCCAUAUGUUCAGAAGUAUGAAGAAGAUAAUCACUCUGUGAUUGAAAAUAAUUCACGUCCAGAAAGUGGGGGAACUUCAACUCUAAAUUCAAAUUCAGUUCAGGUUUCUGCUUCUCAAAUGUCUUACCCAGAAAGUGGACAAGGGACCACUCGCAGAUCCAAUAUUCAGCGAACAUUACCUGCUUUUGCAAAAGUGAAGCAAGCUAGGGUACCAAAUGCAUAUGAUAAAACUGCCCUAAAACUAGAAGUUGGGGAUGUGAUAAAAGUAACAAAGACUAACAUGAAUGGACAAUGGGAAGGUGAAUUACAUGGCAAGAUUGGCCACUUUCCAUUUACACAUGUUGAGUUUGUAGAUAAUGAGACUGGAGAAGACAGUCAGGAGAUUUAACGGAGGUCUUCCAAGUUUAAUGAAUAAUAAACUUAUCUUGGAGAGUUCUAUGUUGGCAGUUUAGGUUUAUACU